AUGGACGAACAUACCACAAGCAGUCUUGACUUGGAUACUCCUAAUCUGUCUUCUUCAACCCUUUUGGAUUUUUCACCUUCUUACUUUAGUUCUACAGAGAAAUUCAUGAGAUGUUUCGAUCCAAUCGUUUCCCUAGAGGAAACAGAUAUGAACCCUCACCCUCUUGAUGACUAUCAAGAAUUCUUCGAUAAUCGAUUGAUUCAAGCCUUUGAAAAUCUAUACCAAGGGUGCACAGUGUUCACAGACCUUCUUGUUCAACUAUGGCUGCCAGUAAUUACACAUGGCGAACUAGUCCUAACCACAGUGAACAAAUCAUUCAUAAUUAACUCAUCUGCUAACACAAACCUCUUAAAUUAUCGAGAGGUUUCCAAGAACUACCAGUUUGCAGCUGAUUAUGAUUCUACGAGAUGA
Molecule: messenger RNA, 411 nt
Organism: Lactuca virosa
Lineage: Eukaryota; Viridiplantae; Streptophyta; Magnoliopsida; Asterales; Asteraceae
Source: the annotation of a GenBank genome assembly